AUGAGUUCAGCUGGUCCGGCGCUUUUUGGAGCCCGCGACCCCUGGGUGUGCCAGAUGGCCAGAUGCUCCUCGCUCCAACGCUCCCAAGCCGAUACACGGUUUCCUCCGCUCAUCUCCAACCCCAGAGUGGUGGCGGACAAGAUCCAGCUCAGCAUUGCGGUGAAUUGGACCAUGGCUGUGCCAAGGAGCCGUGCGAAUAGCAAGCACCAACGCCUGCGCGACGGACGCUAUGUGGGGCUGGGGUCACUCAGAUGGCUUCCUAAAAUUGACGAAAGCUGUAAUGUUGUUUUUUUUUUGGCGGCGCCCCGAUAG
Molecule: messenger RNA, 312 nt
Organism: Effrenium voratum
Lineage: Eukaryota; Dinophyceae; Suessiales; Symbiodiniaceae
Source: the annotation of a GenBank genome assembly